AUGCAGCACUCAGUUUACCCAGACGGCACAUCGCCUGUUGUCGCGGUUCAGCUCAAGAGGGCCCGGUCCUCUGAGGAGUCGAGCAGCGCGACAGCGUCGGACUCCCAGACGUCGGAGGCCUCCUCUUCGAGCGAUUCCCAGGGCCGGGCGCAUAAACGCGUGAAAGCCCCACAUGCAUGUGACGUCUGUGGUAUGUUGUGUGCAACACCUUCUAAACUAAAAGUGCACAUACGAGUUCACACGGGCGAACAGCCUUACGCCUGUAAGUUUACUGGCUGUAGUAAAAAGUUCUCACGAUCUGACCAGCUCAAACGCCAUAUGCGUACACACACCGGCGAACAGCCUUUUGCAUGUGAUUUCGCUAGUUGCGAUAAAAAGUUCUCAACGUCCUGUAGUCUCAAAACACAUAUGCGUACACAUACCGGCGAUCAGCCUUUUGCAUGUGAUUUCGCUAGUUGCGAUAAAAAGUUCACGCAAUCUCAGCAACUCAAAAGCCAUAUGCGUACACACACCGGCGAACAGCCUUACGCCUGUAAGUUUACUGGCUGUAGUAAGAGGUUCUCAUUGUCUCAGCAUCUCAAAAACCAUAUGCGUACACAUACCGGCGAACAGCCUUACGUGUGUAAGUUUACUGGCUGUAGUAAAAAGUUCUCACGAUCUGACCAGCUCAAACGCCAUAUGCGUACACACACCGGCGAACAGCCUUACGCCUGUAAGUUUACUGGCUGUGGUAAGAGGUUCUCAUUGUCUCACAAUCUCAAAAGCCAUAUGCAUACACAUACUGGCGAUAAGCCGUAUGUCUGCGAUUACACCGGUUGCAAUCGAGCGUUCGCGCAGUCGAGUGCUCUCAACACGCACAAGCAAAUACACUCGCCGUGUGUCCACUGCGACAGCCCCGGGUCCUUGGCUGGCAUCGACGCGUGUGCCGACUGCGCCGGGACCAGGCUCGACCUCUACGGAUGCACUGUCGCCAAUUGCCGCGGCCUUGGGACGCGUGGGCCGGACGGGGCGCGGAUCUGCCGGGCCCACUACAACAACGGCGUGUGCGCCUGCACGUCGCCGUGCUACUCGAGAGCCGCCGGCGCCUGCUUCGACUGCAUCCCGGACGACAGCCCACAGCUCAAAGGACUCGGUCUCGCCUGCUCCGUGGACAACGCGAAGGUCUGCACUCCCAACGCGACUGUCUGUAGCGCGUGUAUCACCGAGUAUGGCCUCGGCAACGCGUCACUUGAGUCAUUGGUCAUCAACACCGUCGCCCUGAUCCUCGGCAUGGACACUCGUUCUAUUUUUAUGACCCGCGAGGUUAUCAUCAAGGCCUGUGACCCGUCCAAGAACGCCUGCGGCAAAGUCAACGGUGGUGCCAGGGGCGACUGGGGGCUCCGGGGCCUGAACUGCAUCAAUUUCAUUGAGAUUGACGACGCCAAAGGUCACAGCAAUUAUGAUAUCGUUAAGGAAAUUUCUCGCCUCAACCUCUUGGACGGCAUGAUGGAUGGGGAGUACAACGGGACUGGUCGGCACCUGACGGUGGGGUGCACGCGCUUUAGCGGCGAGUCCGGGUGGGAACUCGAGCAGCUCCGCGGCUUUGCCCAGGUGGUGCGCGACACUAACCGGGUCCUCGAGGAGAACCCGUCAGACCGGUUGCGCCUUACCCUGUGCAACUUUAGCAAGAACAACAAGUUCCGAGGGGCCUUGGCGUCGACGGGCGAGGAUUACGACCCGAAGAACGAGAAAACUGAGAAGAUUGUCCUGGACGACGACAUCGCCCAGUGGACCUGGGCGUCCGGUGAGCACAAGACGGCCGUUGAGCGCGAGGCUCGCCACACGGAGAUCCUGCACACAAUGAAGAUUUCGAAGCACUGCAUAUGUGCCUCACAGCUUGGGACGGUCAGGGAGCAUAUGUGCACAGCCAAGGUGGCCAAAGAGGGCGAGAUAUUCUGCAACCGCUGCCUGAAAAAACCCAAGGCGAAAAGAGUGAUAUUUGAUCGCAAAUGA
Sphaeroforma arctica JP610 is the source of this 1992-nucleotide messenger RNA. RefSeq lists its product as hypothetical. NCBI's taxonomy places the organism in Eukaryota, Ichthyosporea, Ichthyophonida. Gene Ontology annotation, biological process: regulation of transcription by RNA polymerase II. Gene Ontology annotation, cellular component: PcG protein complex; transcription regulator complex. The record is from RefSeq and is a predicted model, not a curated record. The transcript has a single exon. The coding region runs from base 1 to 1992 and encodes 663 amino acids. Gene Ontology annotation, molecular function: DNA-binding transcription factor activity, RNA polymerase II-specific; RNA polymerase II cis-regulatory region sequence-specific DNA binding.